Trichoderma atroviride IMI 206040 is the source of this 1557-nucleotide messenger RNA. RefSeq lists its product as uncharacterized. NCBI's taxonomy places the organism in Eukaryota, Fungi, Ascomycota, Sordariomycetes, Hypocreales, Hypocreaceae. The record is from RefSeq and is a predicted model, not a curated record. Gene Ontology annotation, biological process: regulation of DNA-templated transcription; DNA-templated transcription. Gene Ontology annotation, molecular function: DNA binding; DNA-binding transcription factor activity, RNA polymerase II-specific; zinc ion binding.
CGAGUUGCGAUUGCGUGCACCGCAUGUCGCGGCCAGCAUCUGCGGUGCGAUGCCGCCAUGCCGAUUUGUUCGCGAUGCCGCAGCUUGAGCAAAGAAUGCAUCUACACGGAUUUGCGAGAGACCCGCAGAAGACGAACCGGAAUCCAGAAUUCAAUGCUCGCCGAUACGCAUGAUGAAAUUGGAAACAUGGUUGAUGAUAUGGUGCAAGCUGGCCAACCAAGUCUGGGUUCUAACGAGCCUUCAUUAACGCCCAAUCGAUCCAGCACUCCGCCCAGCCCUCACUCUAUUUUUACGACGUCGAAUGGUGUUCUACAGCCAGCUAUUUUUGCGGACAAUGACUUUCUCAUAAGUCGACCCUUUGACGGAUUCUACAAAUUUUUCUUCCCCAGCCAUCCUUUCGUCCUCCCGAGAGUGUACUUGAAACAACAAUUCGAAAGCAAUCCGGAUUUUAGCGGCCAGUUGUUUCUCAUGAUUACACUCAUUGGUUCGCUAUAUAUCCAUGAUCCGCAAUCAUUUGAAUACAAAAAACAGGCAGAAGAGUCUUUUGACCUUGCGCUUUCACCCAAUGGCUUCACUGUCCAGGCUCUCUUACUUCUUGCUCUGACUCUAGAAUGGGCCGGCGAAAAUGAGAGGGCGGCAACAAUUCUUGAAAGAGCGAAGAAUACCGCACUAGAAAUAGGAAUGCAACACCGGGACUUUGCUUCUCGCCAUGGACGCGGAGAAAAGGCACUGGAAGAAAGCUGGCGCCGGACUUGGUGGGAACUCUUUGUGGCGGAUGCAAUGUUUGCCGGGAUCCGCCAUCUACCUACAUUCACACUCUGGGGAAUAGACACUGAUGUCGACAUUCCUUGCGAAGAAGAGCUAUAUGUUACAGGAAGGAUCCCAUUCCCGCAAACAAUGCGUCAAUACGACGAUCGUGGCCUAAACGACGAAAGCUUUUCCUCUUAUGCAUACCUCAUAGACGCAACACGGAUACUUGGGACAACAUUGGCCGCUGGUGAUACUGCUAAUGAAUCGCCUUACUCUCUGGUUAAAAAUGCAGAAGCAAAUCUCAUGAGCUGGCAUCUGUAUCUACCACAGCGAAAACGCGAUCCCGUCCGACGAGAUGGUACUAUUGAUGAGGUUUUAUUCAAAGCACAUAUGGUGAUGAACACAACAUCUACCCACUUACAUAGGCCAAGAUCUAUGCUACACUACACCACGAUGGAGCUUUUGUGCUCGAAAUACGCACCACCACUUCCCGGCGAAAUCUCAACUGCUGAAACACAGCACGGCGAUAGGCACACAAACAAGGCAAUUAGCGCUGCAAAAAACUUUGUCGACUUGCUGACCGCUUCCUCUUCUCCCCUAACGCACAGCCCGUUUGUGAUGUGCAUGGGGUCUUUGGCGAUGGCCACCCUUCUUUCCGCUUAUCAGCAUUUUUUGACGGGCUCUGAGUUGGAUCAUGCGAGAGAUCGAGUCCGCGUAUUUCUAGGCGUGCUUAAAGCGUUUAUAACAAUCUGGCCACAGGCGCGGCACCGGUCGGAGGAGAUCAAGUUGAUGGCACGGGUGGUUCUU